GACUCUCAAACGUAGGUAAGAUACAAACUGCGUUUGGAUUAGAAGCCAAAGCUCUCAUAAAAAUAUUCAACUGAUAGAUUUUGCUCACCGCAUUUGCACAUUAGAAAACAUAAAACUAUUCAUAAGCGGCUCAAACAGAUAUUAUUAUCAAUCAAUAAAAAUCAAUAAAAACUUAGAAAGAAAAAACAAUGUACAUAGCUUUUCUGGACGAUUUUUUAUCUACAAACUUUUGAAUAUACCUCAAAAUGAGUAAUAAUAAAACUAAAGAUGGAAUUCUGAAAAUAACGUUAACCUCAGCUCUCGAGUCAUAAAAAUCUAGUUGAUUACAACUGCUGCAAUUACAAAUAUGGAAGUUUCCUCUGGAAGGUGUCCAGAAAAAGGAGAAAAAAUUGAAACUGUAGCCAGCGAACAAGAUUGUCGUGACGAUACAACAGGUGAGUUUGCAGCCGAGGACUCCAAUCGGACCAAUAUAGUGUUCUACUGGUUCCAUCAAGACGACAACUCAGAACAAGAUGUAGACGUCCGCAUUUUCAUCCCCGAAAAUGACUCGUACAUCGGCCUCAACUUCGACCCAGUGGGUGAAGUGUAUGAGUCAUUGCCCUUCCCAGUCCCAACUGGCAUUCACAUUGGCCAACUGCAGAUACUGAACAAAACAACACAAACAAAAACAGCAGCAACAACGACAACAACAAUAAGAACAGCGAAUAAAAAACAGGAAGUAGAAGAGGAACUAGACUAUCAGCAGUAUACUCUGACGCAACACCAGCUGGCACCUUUUGAGGUAACGAGGGAAAGGACCAGGAUCAUUGUCAAGUCAGACCCGAAUAUGAAACCGAUAGAAUUGCCAGUUCCAAGGUCAAGUGCAGUGACUUUGUCGCCUGGAAAGACUGAGGUCAAGUGGAACCGAACAGCCGAAUCUCUCUUUGAGCCGACUUUCCUAGCUUCUCUUACAACAAACGACACUAAUCACGACGAUUACGACUCGGGUUUCAGCAAUGAGAGACGAAGAACUUCGGAUUCCAGAACCGACACGCGAGACCCUCACGAAAGCACGCUUGGAUCUAUCGACGAAAUUUUGAAAAAGUUUUCAAACAUAUCGGCAUUGUCGAUGAACGGAUUCAACGAACACGAAAGCGAGCCGACUGAAAGUUACGCUCGGCUGCCUGAUAUUACCAUAAAUGGAAAUUCCGAGCAAAAACUGGAUAUAAAACUGAAUAGCUACAGAAGCAACAGCAAAAGUGACGAAAUCGCCUUACCUACCGGAACUGCUGCCAACAAGCAGCUAUCCCUCUUGGAAGAAAAAAUCUCUUCUCUUGAAAAAGCCAAAAACUCCCAAUCAAAUGAGAUCAUAAUCCUCAAGACGAAACUUCUCGAAGCCGAAAGAAUUCUGAAAGAACAAAGAGAGUUGAACCACCAAAAAACCGAGCGAGAAAAUAGGUACCAGUCGUUACACGAUGAGAACACUCGGCUAACUGAGGAACUUCGCAAUUUGAAGUCAGAGUGUGAGAACACUUUAAGUCAUAGCACAGCUCAAAAGUUGGCAACUGUGGAAAACUCAUCAAUGGCCAUAAUAAAAAGAAUGGAGUAUCUUGAAAACGAGGUCAAACUAACUCGUAAGAGGUACGAAAACACCAAAGACGAACUACAAGAAAAAUCCAGGCUGUUCGAAAAAUUGAUAGAGGAAAACGAAAGACUACGAAUGAAACUUGGCGAACCUGAAAAACCCUCUUUCUUACUUGAAAAAAUAUACUCGAAAAACAGCAAAAAUGUUGAUUUUGCUGAGGAUGCAUUGCUGGCCAGUCAUAAUUCUAGCCAACCAGAGUCAACGACCAUUAGAUCCCGCCAAUCACAGCUGGCACCGGCAAAAAUUGGCCAAUCACAAGAGAGAAACCGUGAAAUACAAACGCCACUUACAGAUCAAGAUUCCUUUACGUCCAACAAUUUGAAGUUUCUACGAGAACGACUCGUGGAACUGCGACAGAAGAAUGAAAAAUUGCAGGAAAAAUAUCAUCAAGUGCAGUCAAGUUUACCCGAGGACGCGGGUGAAAUGCAAAACAACAUAUCCAAUCUCGAAACUGAGCAUGAGCAUUUGGUCUCGGUUUUUGACGAGGCAGAUCGUGAAAUAGAGAGCAUGAUUAACAACAUAGCUCACUGUAGUGCAGAUUUUACGCUUCAAGAAAAGUUCACGCCCACAAGAAGAGCUCGAGGAUCAGAAGACAGCGAAAGAGACUUAACCUUGAGAGAAUUGGAGGAACUGCGAGACCAUCUGGCGUCCGUCAAAGCCCAAGUGAAGGGUCGCGAGGAGUCUAACGGGAUGUCUGAGAAGAGCCGAAGUGGUGUCAUAGGAAGACUGAAAAAGCCUUCAGAGCUGUUCGCCUCACUCCAAGCACAACCGGAAACGAUGAGCGUUCAAGCAAACAAAUACUAUGAAAGUCAAAAUGGGCACGCAGAAAAUCGCCGAGAGCAGAGAUCCAAAGCGACAGACGACAGGCUGCCGAAAAUGAACGAAAAACUCUUCGUGGAUACAAACCACAAAAUCGAAAGCGGCGACGGUGAUGCAACAGACAAUCUUCUUACUGCGACUUCGGCUAUUGUGAUUAGAGAUGACUUUGGGGUUGCCUACGGUAACGUAAACUCCGCGAAAGCCACUAAAGUUAAGCAGUGUAAACUGAGACGCACCCGAAGUACACGGCCCAGGAACAUUCCUCAGAGAAGGGAGCGUACUUCUUCAUACAGUGGAUCCAGCACUAGUUCAGAAGACUCUGGAAAACGAAGCAGCAAUCGGAAAUUCACCAAUGGCUUCGACGCCGACCAAGAGGAAUCUUCAAAAAGUCCGCAUGUGAACAAACCGACUCAGCUACUGGCAGCAUAUGACCAAGAAAAGAAAGCGAGAAGAGAUAAUCGGGAUGUGAUUACCGAGGAACCGAAUCUGUUCGGAUUCAGAGCUGAGAGUAACCCGAAUGAUUCAAAUGACAUGCGUUUAUCAAUCGACGUCCUGUCUAGCUACCGCAAUGACGAUGCAGACAGAUCGAUCAGUCAUAUUUGGAAUCUCCCCUUGAAUCAGAAGCCUCUUUCAAGCAAUGGAUCACGUACAGGAGGGUCUACCCGACAGACCAGAAGCUUCUGCAGGCCGCCUGAAAGUGGGAGGCCUUAUGUUCCCAAGACACCCUCCGACAUGAGUGUCGGGGACAAGAUCAAGUUCUCGAGGACAGGCGGCAAAAUCAGCCAGGGAAUCGUCAAAUACAUUGGCACUCUUCCGUCCAGAAGCGACUAUUACCUUGGGGUGGAAUUAAUAGAUGCAGAAGGAAAACACGAUGGAACAUUUCAAGACCAUCGCUAUUUUACAUGUGUGAAGAACAAGGGGGUGUUCGUCAGCUUCAAGAAGAUCGUCAUGUGUUACACUCAAUAGCCAGCAAAAAUUUCUACUUUAACUGCUAAAGAGAUGUAAACUCACCGAACAUGACUUUGAUUAUUUACUAUUUUAUCUAUUUGCUAUUUUUAAAUAAAAAUUUGUUAUCUAUUAA
Symsagittifera roscoffensis is the source of this 3524-nucleotide messenger RNA. RefSeq names its product leucine zipper protein 1-like. NCBI's taxonomy places the organism in Eukaryota, Metazoa, Xenacoelomorpha, Acoela, Convolutidae. Gene Ontology annotation, cellular component: cell cortex; nucleus; microtubule plus-end. Gene Ontology annotation, molecular function: microtubule plus-end binding. The record is from RefSeq and is a predicted model, not a curated record. Gene Ontology annotation, biological process: cytoplasmic microtubule organization. The transcript has 17 exons. Bases 347 to 3409 code for a protein of 1020 amino acids.